This is a messenger RNA of Cyprinus carpio (common carp), 1357 nucleotides long. RefSeq names its product coxsackievirus and adenovirus receptor homolog. The record is from RefSeq and is a predicted model, not a curated record. The transcript is spliced from 6 exons. The coding region runs from base 168 to 1046 and encodes 292 amino acids. NCBI's taxonomy places the organism in Eukaryota, Metazoa, Chordata, Actinopteri, Cypriniformes, Cyprinidae.
GGCGGAGCCUUAGAGGAAACACCUGUUUACCUGCUUCAGGUGAGAGUGAGAGUCGAAUAGAGGAACUAGCAAAGAAAACACCUCAUAGCUCUGCCGAGUUUGUUGGAUUACUCUGCAUUUGGUUGUUCUGUUAAGAGGUUUUCUGUGAGAGAAGCUGACAUUUGGCUAUGAGCAAGUUCUGGUUUAACUCCCCCUUACCUUUGGCUGCAUUAUACAUCACUGCAGUAUGUCUGAAUCAUGCAGCUUUGGCGGUGCAGGUGACAUCCACAGGACCACAGACAGUCAAGAAAGCCCAGGAUGAGAGUGUUACUCUGGGCUGCACAUACAGCUUGGAUCCUGCAGAUAUCGGAGACCUGGACAUCGAGUGGACACGUGUCAGUCAAGACAUGACCCAGAAAGAUGAGUUGAUCUUAUCCUACACUGGAGGGAAACAGUUCCAGCUAGGAAGCCCAGACCUGAUGAGUCGCUUUAAGUUUGUUGGCGACCCGAGCCGCGGUGACGCCACGGUCAGCAUUUCCAGCGUCAAGGUCUCAGACACAGCCACGUACCAGUGCAAAGUAAAGAAGACACCCGGCAUCGAUUCGAGAAAAGUGACUAUAGUAGUGCUGGGUGAGGAUAUGCUCAUUCUAUCUGUCUUUUAUCUAAAUCUUUUAUCUCUAGCAACCAAUAAAGCGGGAGUGAUUGCUGGAGCUGUGAUAGGUGCAUUGCUGUUGCUGCUCCUCCUCCUUUUGCUAAUCUGGCUCCUGAUUUGCUGUUGCAACAAGCGGCGCUAUGAAAAAGAGGUUGCCAAUGAGAUCAGGGAGGACGCUGCAGCUCCGGAGAGUCGCCCGGGAAGCCGUAACUCCAGCUUCCGUUCUAUACUGAAUUAUCGUGUCCAUUCGGGGAUCCAUUACAGCUCUGUGGGCAAAGCCGAUGUCACACGGGUUGAAUCGGGCCGCAGCAGUACCCACACCGAACGCGGCAGAGUCCAAAGGGAAGCCAGCAUGCCUGCGUCUGAUCACAGGCCUCCGCUCAGAUACGACAGCAGAUAUGGAUACCCUGUAUAACCACCGACGUCCUGCCAGGGGACACAGCACUGAAAAGAUUAAACUCACUCAAAAGAUGCAAUACUGUGCAAGACCAUGGCAAGAUGGGAGAAUGUUAAAACUGUACAGAAGAAUAUUCACAUAUGUGAAUUUUCCUAUGUUCAGGAUAGAGAUCUUCUAAUAUAUGUGUAUAGUUGUGUUGAUGUAUUUUUGUAUGAUUGUUUUAUAAGCAUUUAGGAAAAUGUGGUCAUGGUAAUAAUUUGAAUAUAUUAAACUAACAAACCCUUUCACUUCUCAAUAAAUUCAGUCUUUUAAGAUUGAAAGUAAGAGAC